AUGUCGGUAAUUUGUACAUAGCGGUAAAAAGUAAUUGACAUCAUGUAGAUCAGUUAUAUAUAAAGAUAGCAAUUCAAACAGGGGGUUAGGGUGUUUGCAGAGUUACAACAAGGGAAUAGUUUAUGUAUUAAUUGUUAUAACCAUCAGGCUGUAACUGUAAAAAUAAACGACGAAGAAGGCAUUGGCUUACCUUAUACAUCUUACGGUUUCGAUCAGAAUAGUCAUUUUUUUAUAUCUAGUGUUAGACUUGCCCUCAAAUACAGCAUCCUAACUGAAUUAUCUCAAGGAUUGCGAUUAAAACUAGAAGAUAAUAACAAAUUAGCUUUGGUUAAUAAUUUAGGUGAGUAUUACUAUGAUUACUAUGACAACAGUGAAAACAUUUCCAAGAUAAAUACUUUACAAUUUAUACCUAAAAAAUUAAUAAGUCAGUGUCAAAAUCAAGGUCAAGAUCAAGAUUGUAUUAAUUCCUACACUUAUACUUACAAAUACUCAACUGCUAACCUUGUACCUCUAAUAGAGAGUAGGAUCAUAUUAGACCCAAAAGAUAUAAUGAGUAAUAAAAAUAUAAGCCAUAUCCUAAAAGAGCUUAAAGGUCCACCUAACAACACGCUUAAAAUACUUGCUGGAAAAAAUUUUUUAAAAGCACCAGAAGGAUCUUUAUUAAAUACUUAUAAAAACGCUGUUAUAAAGACCCUUUUCGACGAUAAAAAGAUUGGAGUAUUGAACAGUAUUGCCGCUGUUUUUAUGGAUAAUAGAUUAACGUUAUUCUCUAAAAAUAUCAUCCUUAAUCAAGUAGACCACUUCAAUACUACUCUUGAUUUUAUAACAAGUACUCCUGCUUUAAAGAUAGAAAAAUUCAAUGGAACUGAUGUUGGAUGUAUAUCCAUCUGGUAUAAUCAGUGUCUAAAAUUUUAUGCUCUGACACCAAAUGAACAAUUUGGUAUGGAUGAUAAAAAUACCGAUCAAAAUUCUUUAUACCCUUAUUACUACCGCUUAUAUGAUUUGAAAAUUAGCUCAGGUUAUAAAGAAUUAGAACAAAAAAUUAAAGACUUAGAAGAGAAAAUUAAAAUUUUACAGCUAAAUGUAACAUCAAUCGCAGCAAAACCUGGACCUCAGGGUUCUCCUGGUGAUAAAGGUGAUAGAGGUAUGCCAGGCCCUGCAGGCUUUAAUGGUACACAAGGUCCAAAGGGAGAAGAUGGAAUAGGUGCUGAAGCUGCUAAUCAGCUUGUAAAUACAGUGAAGCAAGUAAAAGUUGAAAUCAGCAAUAUUCAAAAAGUAGUAGAGGCUGAUAAAAAUGCUGCUGAAAAUGCUACUAGAAAAGCUCAAAGCUCUGAGUCCCAGGUUACAAGACUACACAGACAAACAGAAAUUCUUACACAAAAGGCUGAAGAGUCUAAGAAUAAAGCAAUGCAAUCACAAAUAAGUACAGAAGCUUUCAGUAAUCAAGUAAAAGAGGUAUUUUGUAAAACAAAACCCGAAGAUCAAUUUUGCAUCGCACACAGAAGGAAAAGAGAAACGAAAAUCUUUGACAGUCAGCUAUUGACAAGUGGAGCAAAUAGACCAACUUCAUUUAUAUCUCAAGCAAUAACUUUCUUUUCCCCUUUUAUGCAGGGGGAUAAAUACAAACAAGUAAUAACUUUCUUUUCCUCUUUUAUAGGAGAAGAUAAAUACAAAAUAGAAAAUAUAAGACAAGAGCUUACCCACACAGCAAAAAUGAACUAUGCAUCUAUAGGAGAAGAUAAAUACAAAAUAAACAAUACAAUACAAAAUCAGAACCAAACAACAAAAAUGAACUAUGCAUCAGGUGUUGUGGAAAAUUUUGAAGAGGUAUUAGGAAACACUGCUUUACAAUGCGGUAUUUCAAGAAAGAGCUUAGAGUAUAAUCCAGUAACACUACACUCAACUAUUGUUGAUAAGUCAUUUAAUGAUGAUGAGCUGUUGAAAUUCUUGUGUUUAACUGCAAAAAAAUCAUGUCCAGAAUGCAAACAAAUUAACAAAUUUUUAGCUGCUUUUAAAGAUAGCAUGCAAAGAACAUUAGCAAACAAUGGUCAGUAUCACAGAAGUUUUUCUAAUAUUGAGAAAAUAGUAGAUAAUGAGCAGCCAAAAAGUUUCAUGAGUGAUAUCACUUCUCUAAGAAACAUAAGUGAAAUUGGUCAGAUGGUUGCUGGAUAUUUAAGGGGGUAAAAAUACAAAAAGUAUACAUUUAAAAUGUGUUUUUAAUAGUGAGGAAAAAGUAGGCAAUAAGCAACCUAUGAGUGAUAUCACUUCUCUAAGUAACAUAAGUGAAAUUAGUCAGAUGGUUGCUGGAUAUUUAAAGGGGUGAAAAUAUGAAAAAAUAUACAUUUAAAGUAGACGUUCAUAACGCUUCGUCUUACGAUAGGCUGAUUAAAAACUUCCUACUGCGUAUUACAGAUUAGCAAGCAAUGGCGAAGGAAAGGGGUAUACUCUUCAUUCACACAACAAUCAUUCAAUAUCAAUAGAUAACCACCGUAAUCUAAAAUUAGUGUGGAAUGAGGGC
Molecule: messenger RNA, 2518 nt
Organism: Cinara cedri
Lineage: Eukaryota; Metazoa; Arthropoda; Insecta; Hemiptera; Aphididae
Source: the annotation of a GenBank genome assembly